CGGUGUCAAGAAAAAAUAAUCAUGGCGGCUGUGUUUCGUUGCGAGUGAUGAACUGUAGGAAUAAACGAGAUAAUUUCUGAGCAUGUUACUGAAGUAGUAGCGAGAACUUUUCAGAUAUGGAGGACCUGAAGGCUAUGCUGAACUUCGACAACACUUCAGUUCAGUUUAAAGUGGUGAAAAAACUUGUACAGAAGAUAGCGGAGUCAACUUCAAAAGGCCAGCCCAUUUCUGCAGAAAAUUCAAAGAAACCACUGGAAUUAGACUUUCUGUUGGAAAAUUGUUGCAGCAGCAAUGCAGCCAUUAGUCACAACUCUUGCGAAGCUGUGCAUUACCUCGUUGUCCAUGGACACAUCGAUUGGAAGUUUGCCGUGACGCAGCUCUUAGGAGUGCUGUAUUCAUCAGAACAUGUCAGUGCCAUCAUACUAAUCAUUGGUAAAUUGCUGUUCACUCAAAUGCGUGGAGAAAUUCAGGCAGGAGCCAAAUACAAAUGCCCCUUUGGACUAAGGAAUCCUACCCAUCCUUUUGUGCUGAUACUGAGAGAGAAGCCAGACUCCUGGAUCUUCCUGCUUGAGUCAAUGGAAUUGUGCUUUAAGGAUCACCAAGGAUGGGAGACAUUUGAGAUGUUUUCUCCUGUGUUCACGUACGCAAUCUUAAACCCAGGAUGGUCCACAAAGCACGCAAUGCUCAGAAGUAAACUUUUUCAUAAAGUUUCAAACCUACCUACUUGCCCUCGUCAUGUACAUUUUCUCAAGUGUGCUCUCCAGUGGUUGCCACUGCAAACUGAACAAGAGCUCUCCCAUGUUGUUCUAGUUUUAGAAGAAUGUCUUCCGACCUUAGUCGGUCAUAACACGGCGUUACAAAGCUGGGUGUGUGCUCUCGGAAUAUCCGUUGCUUACGAAGCGUGGAAGCUGCAGGUGAAUUCCCUGCCUCUUCUCCAGAUUCUCAGCAAAGUGUUCGGUGGUCUCAAGGAAUGUGAUUUCCUGACUGACGUGUGCUUCGUCGAGCUAGCCGUCUGCCUUACCAGAGUGCCUUCUACCUACCUAAGCAAGUUGUUUGAUAUCUGUGAUACAUUACUGGACAAUGCAAGGCCAUCUCCAACGGUCGCAUCAAUCUUGCUGCUCCCACUUGUCCAGAUUUUUACGCAUCCACCCGACUCCUUCGAUCCUAAGAACCAGCAGACCAAACUCCAAGCGUCUGCCGUCAAGCUUUUAGGCAAGGUUGAAAGCAUAUGUUACAAUUCCGCUUCUGGCGGAAGCGCGAGACUCUCACUAAAGAAACACAUCAUUGAAGCAGCCAUCAGUAUCGCAACUUUAUCAGGAGCUACGUACGAUGCUGUUCUGGUGGCAAAAGUCUUGCAUGAGUUUGAUAACAUUCAGAGCAUCACAGAUAAGCACCGUUAUAUAGAAGCAAUCGGCAGUGGUGUAGCGUCCAAGAAACAGAAGCCUGAGCUCUUGGUGGUGUUAUUGGCCUCGGCUCUGAUCGCCACUGCAGACGACAUGAAUAUUCUGCAAAGUGCGUUAGACAUUGCCAUGAACACUGCAACUAGGACAAAAGAUUUGGGUCCUUUGCUCUUCUCUGUGGUCCUGUACAAGCUGAGCAAAAGCACAAACCCAGAUUUCAUCAUGGCCCUGCUUUAUGCCCUUCCACAAACAGCUGUUCACAAGUACUGUAUUCCACCACUUCACAACACCCUGCAAGCCCUUUCCGUCAAUCCCACCUUGAAGGCGUGCUGCAUCGUGUGCUUUACCGAGUUGUACAAGAGGCAGCCUCAGUGUUUCCCAUUACUGCUGAAAGCAAUAGGAGAAGAAGAGAUUGAUGGAUAUUGUGAUGAUGUCUUGCUUUCUAAAGCUUCUGCUAUCCUAAAUGUGAUUAAGCACGACUGCUCUCUUCAUGGAGUUGAUGUUCUACCUUUUCUGUCUGCCAUAAUCAACAAGUACAAAAAUCAUCAUCAAACAGCUGCAGUAGUUUUAGCUCUACGGGGAAUCUCUGAGCUUUGCAAGGCUGAGGUGAUUGACAUAAGGUCAACACUCGAUGCCGUCAUGCCGAAGUUAUGGAGAGAUGAAAGACCGCUUGUUCUAACUGCUUUAUACCAGCUGAUAUCAGUAGUGCCUCAGUUGUCAGUGCCUUCACUUGAGUAUGAAAAGUACGAGAAAGAGCUUCUAUCAAAGCUGUGGAAAGUUGUGAUAAGAGGCAGCAAUGAUGUUACUACUGGAGGUGCUUACAGAGCAUUGGCAGAAUUUCCAACCAAUUACCACUCCUUGAAGGUCAUACCACCUGAGGCCAAAAAGAACCUGAAGAUUCCGAUCUCAAAAGCCUCCACUCCUCUAGAGCUGGCUCAAAACCCUGAAGACGUGCUACCAUACACGCCAGGCUAUUGCUUCAUCGAUCUGCUUCAGAGCAUUGAGAGUGAAGACGUCUUAGAUGACUACACUUACUUCCUGUCACAGCUGUUGGUGAAAGAAGUGAAGGAGAUGCCACGAUCUGCAUAUUCCCUCUCUCAAAUGAAGUACAGGGACACGUCGAAAGACCAACAGCGGAGAGUCGUGCCUCAGUUGCUGCAGACAUUGUAUGAGACAAAUAAGUACCCGGGGGUGCAGAGCAGUAUCGCAGUUGGAGUCCUCCUGACGUCCGAACCCCCGGUGCAGUUAGACCGCGAGGGCAAACCUCUGAAAAAGUCUCUGGCAGAACAGUGCAAGUUCUACGAACGGCUCAUCUCAACCCUCCUUCAGGAUGUGCCCCUAGAUGCAAACGACUGGUAUCGCACGCUGCUUGCUACCAGUGCUUGGAGCAUGUUCAUGAGGCGAGCUUUCCAUGCGGCAGAAGAGAGCCGCAGAGUGGAGCUGGAGCAUCUGCGUUCCCACGGGAAGUUACCAGGAAGCGCGGAAGAUGUCACUAGGCAAUUCAACAGGUCAUGGCUUUGGGCAAGAGAUUCAUUGACAGAAGCAAUCAAAAAGAAUUGUUUUGGACGGGCAACUCAACAGGCCAACGCUCUGCUUGCUCUCUCGGCAUUAUUGGUAACAGUGUCGGAAUACCACAGUGGGCUGGAUAUUGCGCUGAAACAGAGUGCCGCAGACGAUACAACACAUAUUCCACCUUCGGAAUGGACCAAAGCUGUACUGGAUCUUAUCAUCUCGUGCAUCGACAGUGAUUAUGGUCAUGCUGUCAAGAUGUUUGACUGGAUAUUCAAGAGCUCUACAAAGUCCACCUCGGGUGGCUCAACGCUACUGCGCAGUUGUGCGUCUGUCAGUGCCAGCUGGGUGGUUCCAUACCUGCAUCAAAAGGACCCUAAGCUGGUUCCCAGUCUCCUGGAGAAGCUGAUGAAUCAGCUGGCACUUGAAUCAUCUAAGCCAGCCCAGCUGUUGCUCGGCAUUGGGCUGGGGUUCUUUAUCCAGGCUACAUCGAGGGAAGGUCUGCUUGAAAGUACCAGGGAAUCGGGAGGCACGAAGGGGUUGGUCAAGUACAUUGUGAAGAACUUGAUGUCUUCCUGCUUUGACAAUGGAGACACUGAACCAAAGGCUGGGGACCUCCUAUGUCUCACGCUCUGCUUAUCAGGCCUCAGCCAAAGCAGGGACGAAGAGAUGAGGAACCUUGUGCUUGUGGCAUGUGCUAAGUUCUGUGAAGUGCUUCAUGCAAUGGACUCCAGGAUGUGUUCGUUUGAGGUACACUGCGUGUGCACCGCUGUUUUGAUUUGCAAUGCUGCUUCUACGUUGUUGACGAUGGAUAAUGUCGAAGAGCUUCUUCUCUGGUUUGAGAAACGGCGCCAAGAAAACGCACAGUGCGUUGGCACUUCAGUUUCUCUGGGAAUUCUGGUUUGUAUGUUGCAAGAAAUGAACCACCCAAAAGCGGAGAUACUCUACAGAUCUCUGCAUAGUCAUUGGAUAUCCAUUUUAGGAUCAGAGAGCCAGCCAACCCUAUCUCGUCUUGCCGCAAUAAAGGGUCUCUGCAUCAUGUCGAGUGGUGGGCGACUUUUGCUCAUGGUGAAUGCUAAGGAACAAUCUUCUGAAAGAGGGCUAAAAGAAGUUUUUGACCUGCUCUUGAACAUGAUGAAGGUGUCGAAGGAUACUGGCUUACUGAGUUGUACGGCAUGGCUACUUGGGGAAUUGCACAUUGUUAACAGCGGCCAAUCGCAGAACACCUCUUCGGUUCCUUCAAGUUAUGCCUACCUUGGAGAACAGAGCAUACUCUGGCCCCUAACAAAUUUUGUAGCCACAUCCAUCAAAUCUGGCAGCAUGGAUGUUCACCUGCAAGCUUGUAUCAAGGCUCUGAAACAUGAGUUUCCACGUGCGCUUCCACCAUUCAACUGGACUGCGUUGCUCACGCCCCUGAUGACAGCUGAGGACGCACCAGCACUUCCUCCACUAGUGAUCAGUGUUGCACUACAGAACAGCUCAUCAUCAGCAUCUAUGUGCGCUUUCCUGACUACGUGCGUGUCGGAGCCCCUUCUACACAGCCUUACUCCUGAAUGUGUGAACAUGCUGCUGUCAUCGAUACCCAUGGUCGCAAAAGUUGUUCCUCCUGCGAACUUGAAGCCAUUCUUGAAGCUGGUGACCAUAAGGGGUAAAGCAUCUACGACAGACAUGGAAGCUAUUGUUAAGGGGAUGAUCAAAGUCCUCAACAUUGCUGACCUUCCCUCAGCCACAACCUCUCUCGUCAACGCAGCCAUAGUAGAAAUCUUUGGGAAGGCUCAGCAGCUUUUCAGCGCUUGUCUGGAAUCCGGACUGAUGUCAGUUUUGUGCGAAUGCUUCCUGCUACUUUCCGAAAUGUGCCAAGAUGGUAUAUUGGACAGCUUGACAAACAUCCCCAUGGUAAUCUACCUCCACACCCGCUUGUGUGUGAAGGGCAGGAGACCCAUCAAUGCCACGUGCAAUCCAUUUAAGGCAGCAUGUAGCAUACCACAAGGGGAACGGCUUGACAUAUUGAAGUUGCUACUGCGGUGCCUGGAAUUCGACGAUGGUGAAAACUGUACGCAGGAAGUGAUCAGAUGGUUUGUGGACUGUUUGAUGAUGGUGAAAGAAACUGCAGAACAAACUGCCCCAAACAUCCUGUUUCUACAGUACCAGUUGCAGCUGGUGUCUCUGGUGGCAACAGCACUUAGCCGGCUACACAUUCAGCACAACCUCAUACAUCACCAUGACCUACCGAGCACCCUUUUAUUGUUGUUGCCAAAAGCACUAGUCUCUCUGCUGAGUUCACCUAAGUGGAACGGCAUCGUGCAAGUGGUAUUCGACUGGCUGUUGCAUCUUCUCGACAAGCCACGGCUGCACGAUCUUAAGCCACAGCUCCUAGGAUGUAUAUGCAAUUUGAGAUCUACUGAAGAGUACAAAUCAUCCAUGUGGGUGCAGUCAGUGUCGCAUAUAACGCAAUAAGCUUUGUUUCAUAAAAACUUUCUAGAACAACUUGACUU
Messenger RNA from Ornithodoros turicata, 5404 nucleotides. Its product is annotated as focadhesin-like. The coding region runs from base 117 to 5366 and encodes 1749 amino acids. The transcript is spliced from 35 exons. Gene Ontology annotation, biological process: regulation of post-transcriptional gene silencing. NCBI's taxonomy places the organism in Eukaryota, Metazoa, Arthropoda, Arachnida, Ixodida, Argasidae. The record is from RefSeq and is a predicted model, not a curated record.